ACACACAUCACGCAUUAACGGAUUGUUUAUUUAAGCGUUAUGUCUACGCCGACCUCACCCAAAACGCCCACGCCGCCCACAUUGCCGCCAGGUGUGACCAAAACAUGCCACAUAGUAAAGCGACCCGAUUUCGAUGGCUAUGGCUUCAAUCUGCACUCAGAGAAGGUCAAGCCGGGCCAGUUCAUUGGCAAAGUGGACCUGGAUUCGCCAGCCGAGGCAGCUGGCUUGAAAGAGGGCGAUCGCAUAUUGGAAGUCAAUGGCGUCUCCAUUGGCAGCGAGACUCACAAGCAGGUGGUGGCGCGCAUCAAAGCCAUUGCCAACGAGGUUCGACUGCUGCUGAUCGAUGUGGAUGGCAAGGCGAUCGAAAUGCCGCCCAAGUCGACAUCGCGCGCAGCUUCGCCAGUGCCGGCGACCAAUGGCAGUUGCAGUGGCAGUGUGUAUAAUGGCAGUCCGCCCAGCUAUGAGGGCACCAAGCAGGAGUUGCCCGGCGCCAGUGCCAACAUUAGCAGCAUCAGUGUGACCAGCACGAAGCGUAUCUCGAAUGCGAGCAGCAUUCAGAGCGGCAGCACAAUGAAUGCCAGCGACAUGGAUGUGGUGGACAGGGGUACGCCCAUGGCGCCAGCGCCUGUUGUUGCUGUUGCCCCAAUCUCAGCGCAGAAUGGCAGCAAAUCGCCAAGCAACAACAACAGCAUUAGCAGCAACAACAAUAACAACAACAGCAAAAUGAUGAGUACCCCGCCGCCACCGUCGGCUACAGUGGCCAGCAUGAACAACAAUGGCAGCGUCUAUAGCGGCAGCAACACCACCACCAGCACCACCAAUGGCAAUACAAAUGUCAAUGGCAAUGGCAGUGCCAUGCCCACAGUGCCAGCGCCCAAUGGAGGCAUGAAUCGUGCCGGCAGUUUGAACUUGCCGCUAACCGUCGCAGAAAUGCGCGCCAAACUGGCCUCGAAGAAGAAAUACGAUCCCAAGAACGAGAGCGUCGAUCUAAAAAAGAAAUUUGAAAUUAUACAAAAGCUCUGAGAUCCCAAAAUCCAGACCAUAUCAUGCACCCAGCAUUCUAAACACCGUACUUGUUAUUAUUUUACACGAAGCGCACAAACGAUAAGUUAAACUAUUGUUAAAUGGCUGGCAGAUCCAUAUCAUAUAUAUAU
Drosophila hydei is the source of this 1154-nucleotide messenger RNA. Its product is annotated as Na(+)/H(+) exchange regulatory cofactor NHE-RF2. Gene Ontology annotation, cellular component: apical plasma membrane. The transcript is spliced from 2 exons. Gene Ontology annotation, molecular function: protein-membrane adaptor activity; protein binding. The record is from RefSeq and is a predicted model, not a curated record. Gene Ontology annotation, biological process: protein localization to plasma membrane. Lineage: Eukaryota; Metazoa; Arthropoda; Insecta; Diptera; Drosophilidae. Bases 40 to 1023 code for a protein of 327 amino acids.